Limulus polyphemus (Atlantic horseshoe crab) is the source of this 5764-nucleotide messenger RNA. RefSeq lists its product as uncharacterized. The record is from RefSeq and is a predicted model, not a curated record. Gene Ontology annotation, biological process: protein dephosphorylation. The transcript is spliced from 14 exons. Gene Ontology annotation, molecular function: protein tyrosine phosphatase activity. NCBI's taxonomy places the organism in Eukaryota, Metazoa, Arthropoda, Merostomata, Xiphosura, Limulidae. Bases 209 to 5359 code for a protein of 1716 amino acids.
ACAAUCUGAUAGAUUGAAAAAUCCAAAGAAUUUGGCCAAGUACUCUGAUCUUCUAGUAUCACGUAGUUUUAGCAUGAGUUGUUUAAGUGUUUACUGAUUUUUCGUUAUGUUUGUAUCGUUCUAUUUUUCAUUGACUGCAAGGUCGUCUGAACCUUAAGUACAAAGAAGAUAAAUUAAUCCUGAAAUCAAAAAGCGUUUUUUAAAUAAUAUGCCACAUCACGAAAAAAGGUAUUACUGGUGUCUCCCUCUGUUGUUCAACUUCUGGACGGUUUUCCUUCAACACUGCAUGGCUGACGGGAAAGCAGAAGUUGCAGUACCGAGAGUUCGUUCUCAUCCAGAAAAUGAAAAAAUCGAUAUUUGGUCAUCUCCGAUUUCAUCACAUUCGACCGUUUUGUACCAUGUUUACCCAAAGUCUUCUUUCUUAGAUACGUUGUUACCUUUCAGCACUCAUCAAGUGACAUUGUCCCAGUCGUAUAACCCUGAUGACCCAUCUUUUGAAGUAGAGAAUGUAAUGGAAAUGCCUACUUCGAGUAGGUUCACCACAAAUGUGAUUGGUGUACAUGAGUUCAGUAUUGGUACCAGCUCCGAUAUAAAAAAUAGUUGGUUGAUUAACGAUCGUGAUGAAGAACAAACCAGUUUUUCACGGGUAGAAAGACAAGCUAGCUUCAACCAUUUGGAUAAUUUUCGGUUUAGUUCUACGCUUUCCACCACAUGGGCUCUCAGAACAAUUAUCUGUUUAUCUUGUAAAAAAACGAGUACUUUAAAUCCAAGAACCAUUGUAGGAAGUAAACAAGAAGUAAGUUCUCCGGUUCUGAGAAAUAAUUUGUAUGGAUCAAUAGAAUUUAGCGGUUCUGACAGUCUGGGAUUUAACUCCGAAACUAAGUAUGAGAUCCAGCCCUCUUCGAAGUUGGCUCACUUACCUGAUGUUUCUCCAGUUUUUUCCAAUGUUUUAAGCUUUAAAAUUUCCGAACUUCCGAUAGUAACUUUCAACAUUUCUCCUUCUCCUGUUGAUGUUGGUCUAUUAAAAACUGUUGAGAUCUCUUCAAGUGAUAUUGUGAAUUUGUAUACUUUUAGUCUUCGAAACGAAACAUUCCAAUUUUCUUCCAUUGGUUCUUCGACCUUUGUAGAUUUGAGCCCAAGAUUACCUCAUCUGACUAGCUGUAUGUCAGACGAGGACAUCGAGGAAAAAAGACCGACUUUUCGAAUAGAUGAGGAAAGUACUCUUUUUACUUCUUCAAAGAAAAUAAAUGAAUUCACUAAAGACAUUUUCUUAAUGUCACAUCAUAGUGAUUCUGUUUUCAGUUAUUCCAGUACUAUAUAUUCUAGUGAAAUGAGUCCUAAUAGCGAUAUUAUUUCUGAGGAAUCUCAUAUAUUUCAUACAGAACAGAUCCCAGACAAUUUGGUAGAAAUCUCAAGCGAUAUCAUUUGGAGAGCUACUUAUUCAAGAAGCCUAAUUUCUGACGAAGAUGAAGAUUAUGUUUUAUCACCGGAGCAAAGUUCUAAGCGAUUAGCUUUUUCAAAUCACCUGCCAAUUCAUUUUGCCGAAAUAUUUGCUACAAGAAACAUAGAAGUAAACUCAGAAAAGACUAAGUUUCCUAAGCAGAUGACUUCAUUUAUUCCGUCAAACGAUUUCUUUAAUAAUUUACACGUUUGGUCCAACGCUGCUUUUACACAACAAACCAUUAGUGUAUCUCUAUCAGAAUUGGAGAACCAUAAGCUUAAUGUAUCUCUAUCAGGAUUGGAGAACCAUAAGCUUAAUGUAUCUCUAUCAGGAUUGGAGAACCAUAAACUUAAUGUAUCUCUAUCAGAAUUGGAAAACCAUAAGCUUAAUAUAUCUCUAUCAGGAUUGGAGAACCAUAAGCUUAAUGUUUCUCUAUCAGAAUUGGAGAACCAUAAGCUUAAUGUAUCUCUAUCAGAAUUGGAAAACCAUAAGCUUAAUAUAUCUCUAUCAGGAUUGGAGAACCAUAAGCUUAAUGUAUCUCUAUCAGGAUUGGAAAACCAUAAGCUUAAUGUAUCUCUAUCAGGAUUGGAGAACCAUACGUAUGUUUCUUCCCAAACUUUUACAUCUUUUGGUACAGAUGAACUUACUGUUUCCAGUCUCUUUCUGUUACAACAUAACUCUACAAUACAUCCAGAUAUUCCACUAGAAAAUAACACCAUAAAUCAUUUUAAUGUUUUAGUUGGUUAUAACACAACAUCGCGGUCCAAAAUUUCAAUGCAGCACAAUACUAUAAUACAAUCCAACAUUCCAAGACAGCACAACACUACAAUUCUCUCUAACGUUUUGAUACAGCACGAUUCUUCAAUAAUACCCAAUUAUUCAGUACAAUACAACAACAAAACAUAUCUUAAUAUCACAAAGCAACCAAACACCACAACAGAACUUAAUGUUCCAGCACAUAUUUCAUCACAAAUAGAUGCUGCAAUAGAACCAGAUAUUCCAAUGCACGUGAAUACAACAGCAAAAAUUUAUUUUCCAACAGAGUCUGAUAAUUUAACAGAACUUGAUAUUCCAACUGAACAUAAUACUAUAAGAGGAAGUGAUGUUUCAACAGAGCAUGAUGUGUCAAUGGGGCUUGAUAAUUUAAACUUAAUAGCUUCUGAUGUUUCACCUGAAACUGUUAAUCCAAAAGGGCUCCUUGUUCCAAUACAACCUGACAAUCCAACAGGGUUUAAUAAUGUAACAGUUUCUGGCAUUGUAAUGCAACUUGAUGAUUCAAAAGAUCUUGAUAAGUUAAUAGAUCACGAUACUGUAGCACAUUUUGACAAUCCAACAAAGCCUGAUGUUGCAACACAGCCUGACAAUCCAACAGAUUUCGAUGUUCCAACACGACCCGAUAGCCCAACAGAGCUUGAUAAUGUAACAGUUUCCAAUAUUUCAACCCAAUUCGAUAUUCAAAUAAAGUAUGAUAGUGCAUUAGAGUCCAACCUUCCAGUAGAGCCUCGAACCUCAGUUGCGUUCCAUAUUCCAACUUUCGUUGAUAAUUCAAAAGAGCCUAGUAUUCCUACAUAUCCUGACAUUCAGGCAAAUCUAGUUGACCCACGACAGGUAGAUCCUGUUGAUGUGCAUAAAUUGAACGACUCUCCAGAAUCCCAUACAUUUAAAGCCUACGAUCCGAAUGACACUAUUGAAGAUAGUUAUUCAAUCCCGAAUCUUCUUCCCAAUGAACAAUUCGUUUCUAAAACAGCUAAUAAAUAUUUUUUAGAAGAUGAGAAUGAAAAUAAAAUAGAAGAUUACGGUAUAAAUCCCCAUCUUCUCAUAAGCCCAGUGGUUGCUCUGAAGCCAACCAAGGUCUAUAGGGAUUUUCGAGAAAUACCUCCACGGAGCCUAGAACUGUCUUCAUCAUCAGACCCAGAUUUAAGAAGUUAUAUCUUGGAAAGAUCAUUGACGAUCACCAGUAAGUUUAACCUCAAAUCUUUUAUUUCUACAGAUGCAACACCAAACUUCAUUUGGAACAAACAAUCCUCCAAAGUAGUGCCUUUAAGAGCGUCAUUGUAUGUACCAGACGACAUUCAAUCGCAGAGGAAUGGCGAAACGAGUUCCUCUGGAAACUUAAAACAAUACAAAACGAGUAACAGACAAACAGGCAUCCUAAUACCAACUAUUUUUCAAACUACCUAUGCAUUAAAAAGAACGGACAUUCCUUGGCACUCAACACAAACCUUUGAAGUAUACUCGACUCGAAAUGAAAAGAAAAUAGUCCACGAAACUACUUCAGUGGAAGAAACUCCCUUGUCUAGUUCGAAAUUUCACGUUUUUGAGGAAACAACAACAAUGUGGGACAUGGAUAAAACAACCAUUUAUCCGUCAUCGGAAACGGAAGUCUACUCGCACGUGCCCUUUAUUCCUUUCUACAUCUCCCUGGCCAUGUUGAUGUCAUGGGUAAGAUUUUGUAUCGUGAAAGAAACAUUACGAAGAGAGAUUGCUUGGAUGCUAACUUCAGCGUUAAAUCAACCAAUUUUACCAGGCCAAGUCUGUUUCAAGAAUGCUCAAGAACAGUGCGAAGCAGUCAUCCACCAAAACGACAAAGAAAUUCUGACGAAGUCGAAAUCUAUCGAUGUUUUUGUCUACAUGAAUGAUAAGGAUGGAAAGUAUGACCUUAUCCUCACGCGCCGAAGUGCCCAAGUUCUACGGGAAGAAGCUGGGAAGUCAAAAACUCUCGUCUACCAUAACAGCGUCCAUAGGGUGGACACUUACUUUCAGGAGAGUCAUCUCAGAAGACCUACACGUCACACAACGUCUGGAAUGAUAGCUACUGUUACCAUAUCUUGUAUUGGUGGAGCGUGUCUGCUGCUAUUGUGUAUUUUGCUGAUGGUAAUGAAACAACGACUUCGCCAGCCAAGGAACUGUUCUCCUUCACACGAUACGUACAGUCUAGAAUCAUUCUCAACCAUCAGCAGCUUCCAAAGACGACGGGGCGGAAGGAGUUCUCUGUGUUCUUUUGUUAACCAGGCUUUCCAAGACCCGGAUGUACUUUCCCACCCACUUAACACGUCAUCACUGGCAGUGUUUACCUCCAACAUCGAAGCGAUUAAUCACGAAUUUAAGAUUAUACCAAUGAAUAUGCCAAGAGUUGAUGAAGCUCCACCUGGAACAGAGGUGAAAAAUCGGUAUGCAAAUGUCAUACCCGUUCCAGAAACUCGGGUCUUUCUGACUCCACGUCCAGGAGAACCACACUCAGACUACAUCAAUGCUAACUAUGUGAGGGGUUAUGAUGGAAAGUCCAAUGCUUAUAUUGCUACACAAGGCCCUCUUCUGGAAACAAUUUCAAGUUUUUGGCAGAUGGUGUGGGAACAGAAAUGUCAGGUUAUCAUAAUGCUAACACAGAUUUCAGAGAACCGGAUGCCUCGAUGUGCUCCAUACUUUCCAAGCAAGCUGACGGAUUGUGAUCGUUCUUAUGGUCAAUACCAGGUGUCGCUGAAGAAAAAAGAAAUUGACGAAAAUUAUACGAUUUCGAUGUUUCGCCUACGUAGAACUGACCUCAACGAAUUUCGUGAUGUCACCCAUUUUUGGUACACCAACUGGCCAGUUCAUGGGGUUCCUAAUGAAGUUUAUAAGGUAAUAAAUUUUCUUCUUGAAGCCAGAGUAUACAUGGACAGCAGCUCAAGUCCUACCAUUGUGCACUGCAGCCCUGGUACUGGAAGAACUGGUGUGAUUAUGGCUCUUGAUAGCUGCAUACGACAGUACGAAGAAAGCCAGACCGUAGACGUCGUACGUUCAGUCUACAGACUCAGACAGGACCGUGGUGGUGCUGUGCAGAGUAAGGAGCAGUACGUCUUUAUUUACGAGGCACUACGGGAAUAUGUUUGCAAUAUUCUUCAUGAACCAUACAACUCAACCAUCGUAUGUUCAUCGUAAUUGAUACACCUCUAUCUGACAACUCAUCUAUCUAUGCAUCAGGCUGUGCUGGUAUUCUGACCAGCUUCGCUGUAUAUCACUCACUCAUCCAUCCAUCGCUUCAGGUUUUUCUCUGCCUUGUGUAAAUGUAAAAACAUUGUAAGCUACAUAUUAAGAUUUCAAAUGACAUAUCUUGUGUCUAAUUUAAAGAGAAAGUUGUAAAAAAUAUGUAAACAGAAGAUUUGUUUAUUAAACAUUAGUCGGAUCACGGUUUUAUAAAACAUAGUUUUGUUUCAAUGUGUGCCUGAUAAAAUUAGUGUAAUAUUAUAUAACUACUUUUGUUUUGUAAAGCUAGAAUUUUGUUUGUAUUUGUGUCAUUUUAAUAACAUUAAGUAAAAUUACAAAACUUGUGAUUCUUUAAAAUUA